Molecule: messenger RNA, 1395 nt
Organism: Helianthus annuus (common sunflower)
Lineage: Eukaryota; Viridiplantae; Streptophyta; Magnoliopsida; Asterales; Asteraceae
Product: probable pectate lyase 5
Exons: 4
Coding region: 55-1263 (402 amino acids)
Molecular function (GO): pectate lyase activity
Source: RefSeq, a predicted model, not a curated record
ACCUGUGACACACAUUCUUUUCUCUCUUUGAAAUCCUCAAGAGGGAAGAAAAACAUGGGGUUGAUAAUCUUUUUUGUUCUCAUUCUUGCUCUUCUUGCCCCUAUUUCCACUUUAUCUUCACCUUUACAAGAUCCUAAUCUUGUAGUACAACAUGUUCAUAGGAGUAUAAACGAAUCUAGGAGGAAUCUGGGAUUUUUAUCAUGUGGGACAGGAAAUCCAAUUGACGAUUGUUGGCGAUGCGAUAAGAGUUGGGAAAAGCACCGUCAACGGUUAGCUGACUGUGCAAUCGGGUUUGGAAAACACGCGAUUGGGGGACGUGAUGGUAAAAUAUACGUUGUGACAGACUCUAAAAAUGAUGAUCCUGUUAACCCUAAACCAGGAACUUUAAGAUAUGGUGUGAUUCAAAAAGAACCCUUAUGGAUCAUAUUUGCACAUGACAUGACUAUUAAGCUUAAAGAAGAACUCAUGAUGAACUCAUUCAAGACCAUCGAUGGUCGUGGUGCCAAUGUUCAUAUAGCAGGUGGCCCGUGCAUCACCAUCCAAUAUGUCACAAACAUAAUCAUACAUGGUGUCAACAUACAUGAUUGUAAGCAAGGUGGGAAUGCCGAUGUUCGGGACUCGCCAGACCAUUAUGGGUGGCGAACGACUUCGGAUGGUGAUGGGAUUUCCAUAUUUGGUGGGAGUCAUGUAUGGGUGGAUCAUUGUUCAUUGGCUAACUGUCACGAUGGGUUGAUAGAUGCCAUACAUGGAUCUACAGCCAUCACGAUAUCCAAUAACUACAUGACACGUCAUGAUAAAGUCAUGUUAUUGGGGCAUAGUGAUAGUUUAACUCAAGACAAAAAUAUGCAAGUUACAAUUGCAUUUAACCAUUUUGGUGAAGGUCUUGUACAAAGGAUGCCAAGAUGUAGGCAUGGAUAUUUCCAUGUGGUAAACAAUGACUACACUCAUUGGGAAAUGUAUGCAAUUGGAGGAAGUGCUUCACCAACCAUCAAUAGCCAAGGGAAUAGAUUCCUAGCUCCUAAUUCUCAUGAUAGCAAAGAAGUGACAAAACGAGAGGAGGCAUCCGAGAACGAGUGGAAACAUUGGAAUUGGCGUUCAGAAGGUGACUUAAUGUUAAAUGGUGCAUAUUUCACACCAUCGGGUACAGGUGCGUCCAAGAGUUAUGCAAAGGCAUCGAGUUUGAGUGCAAGAUCAUCUUCUAUUGUGGGCUCGAUCACGGCUAAUGCUGGCGUGCUCCGGUGCCGGAAAGGCUCUAGGUGUUAGUCCAUGUGUUGUUUUGAUUUAUCUUUUCUCAUAUAUCAGGAAAAGGUAAAAGGAAAAACAUUCAAGAGUUUGUUUAUUAUGUUCAUGUAACAAAUGGCCCUUAGGGAGUUCAUUUAUGAACCCUUGGUGAAA